AUGUAUCUCUUAAAGAUAAAGCAAAUGUUGUAAGCUGUGUUUAUAAGCAGUGGUCCGUGUACAUUCUCUGAAACAGAACACAGUCACCAUGAAUGUUAGGUUGCUGGUCCUCGCAACGGCGAUAGUGCUUUGCAGCGCUGAACCACGAAAAUACGAUGGAUAUAAGCUACUUCGUAUCACCCCGACAAAUGAAAAUGAGAUCCAAAUGCUAACAAAACUGAAAUCAGUUAUUCAAGAUAAGGUAGAUUUCUGGAAAGACAUCCGAGUGGCAGGAUCACCCGUGGACAUCAUGGUUCCUCCGCAAAUGGUAGCAACCGUGUUGGCCAUCACUAAAGAGUACAACUUGAUCGUUGAUAUCGUUAUAGAAGAUAUCCAGCCCCUCAUUGACGACCAGAUGCGUCACAGUCGUGAGAUGAGUGCUAAAGGAAUUAUCGGUGGUGGCGGUUCUUUCGACUACAAAGUAUACCAUACAUUAGAUGAGAUCAACGCAUGGAUUGAUGAUAUUGUGUCUGAAUACCCCACACUGGCGUCUAAAGUGAGGGUGGGGAGCUCAUACGAAGGUCGUAGUAUUUACGCAUUGAAGCUCGGUUCUGGAAAAGAUAAACCGAUUGUUUGGCUUGAGGGUGGCAUUCAUUCACGCGAAUGGGUUUCCCCAGCAACAAUGAUGUACAUGACCCAUAAGGUAAGAAAUCAAAGGUUAUUUUGAAGUUGUUGAUGAUAAUGAUAAUGAUAAUUAUAACU
This is a messenger RNA of Anneissia japonica, 741 nucleotides long. Its product is annotated as carboxypeptidase A1-like. Gene Ontology annotation, molecular function: metallocarboxypeptidase activity; zinc ion binding. The transcript is spliced from 5 exons. Gene Ontology annotation, biological process: proteolysis. The record is from RefSeq and is a predicted model, not a curated record. Lineage: Eukaryota; Metazoa; Echinodermata; Crinoidea; Comatulida; Comatulidae. The coding region runs from base 89 to 706 and encodes 205 amino acids.